Molecule: messenger RNA, 576 nt
Organism: Capsicum annuum
Lineage: Eukaryota; Viridiplantae; Streptophyta; Magnoliopsida; Solanales; Solanaceae
Product: craniofacial development protein 2-like
Exons: 2
Coding region: 1-576 (191 amino acids)
Biological process (GO): chromatin remodeling
Cellular component (GO): nucleus
Source: RefSeq, a predicted model, not a curated record
AUGGGUAGGUUAGAGGCGAAAGAUAUGGAUGGAUAUAAGUUACGGUACUCGGGUAGCGUGAGACAUAGAAAUGGGAUAGGUAUCUUAGUAAAUGAAGAAUUUUGGGAGCAGGUAAUAGAGUUUAAGAGAGUUAGUGAUAGGUUGAUGUCUAUUAAGUUGGUCAUUGGAGUGUCUACGGUGAACGUUAUUAGUGCCUACACCCCACAAGUAGGUUUGGACGAGGAGGAGAAGAAGGACUUUUGGGAUGUUUUAGAUGAUGUGGUGAGUAGCAUCCCCAACAUUGAGAAACUUGUCAUGGAAGGGUAUUUCAAUGGGUAUAUUGGGUCUUUGUUGAUAGGUUAUAAUGAUGUGCAUCAUGGUUUCAGUUUCGGGGAGCGGAAUGAAGGAGGAGCUUCUCUUUUGGAUUUUUCUAGGGCUUUUGGGUUGUGGAUAGCGAAUUCGAGCUUCUCGAAGAAGCGUAUCAACGUCGAGGAGGUCAAUGGAACUAUUCGCAGGAUGCAGCGGGAUAUGGUAAUGGGGCCAGACGAGAUUCUAAUGAAUUUUUGGAAGAGCACUAGCGGAGCAGGUUUAGAGUAG